AAGACGCAGCAACUUAAAUCCUCUCCUCUCAGCCACUAAUCUUGAAGCCAUGUUGGCCUCUCCGUCUUCCUUCCUGCACAGGAAUCCCAACCCUCCACCUGCAGACCCCACCAAAUCGGCGAGAACCUGCCGCCCUUCUCCGACCAUCCCUACCAAGUUCCGCCGCCAAUCACUCCCCAAUCGCGCCGCCGAUUUAGGUAGAUGGACGGCACUCAGAUUGGACGCCCAGCAGCAAAGAGGGCAAACGAAGCAGAAGCCGCAAGAACAAGAAGAACAACUGAGCGGCGCCGAUGUGCUGCGGGCACUGCAACGAGCCUCAGCCCAGAAAAUCAAGAAAAACCAUACCCGAGGCCGGGAAAGAGUGGCGGAGAAGGCGAGCAGAGGCGGAGAAAGAGAAGAAGGCGUUGAUGUAACUAAAGAUGAAAGCAGUGUUCGAGCCUUGUGCAUCAAUGGCGAAUGGGGUGCUCGUCUGGACGAUUUGGAGAAGCAACUUCGCGACCUUAUGCAUUCAUGAAUUUUUUUUUUUAAGUGUAAUAAAUCUAUAUAUGUAUGACUAUUUAUCCAAUUAUAUUAUUGAGAUAUACUGAUAUACCAUUAAUGCAGUGAUGAAUAACUCGCCAGUUAA
Ipomoea triloba (trilobed morning glory) is the source of this 625-nucleotide messenger RNA. RefSeq lists its product as uncharacterized. The transcript has a single exon. The record is from RefSeq and is a predicted model, not a curated record. Lineage: Eukaryota; Viridiplantae; Streptophyta; Magnoliopsida; Solanales; Convolvulaceae. Bases 50 to 514 code for a protein of 154 amino acids.